Molecule: messenger RNA, 219 nt
Organism: Pelobates cultripes (western spadefoot toad)
Lineage: Eukaryota; Metazoa; Chordata; Amphibia; Anura; Pelobatidae
Source: the annotation of a GenBank genome assembly
AUGCGGCCGAACCGCCAUGCUGAACAGUCGCACACCAGAGCAGCUCCUGCAGUACUUACUAAAUUUUGCCUAAAAACACCAAAAACCAGCACUAAUUUGCCGACUGACAGGUGUGACCCAGUGCAAGAAGACACCCUGGUCCCGAGGAGAGGCUUGCUGCACAGUUUAAGUCCCUUGGAGGGGUUCUUGCCAUCACCUAAGAUGGAGAGCGCUCGGGCG